AUGUUGUGGCUCAUGAGAUUCUCGGGGUUUUUCUCCGCCGCAAUGCUCGUCAUUGUCCUCUCCCCCUCCCUCCAAUCCUUCCACCCGGCCGAAGCCAUCCGCUCCUCCCACCUCGACGGCCUCCUACGCCUCCCGCUCCAGACGCCGCCGUUCUCCUUCCGCCGGGCGGCGCCAUUCCGCAAUGCCGACAAAUGCGCCUCCAAUCGAACCACCAUUUCCAAGAACACCAGCGUCUGUGACCCCUCCUUAGUCCACGUCGCCAUCACUCUCGACGUCGAAUACCUCCGAGGCUCCAUCGCCGCCGUCCACUCCAUCCUCCAACACUCCCAGUGCCCGGAGAACAUCUUCUUCCACUUCCUCGUCUCCGAGACAAAUCUACAAUCCCUCGUCAAAUCCACCUUCCCGCAAUUGAACUUCAAGGUUUAUUACUUCGAUCCGGAGAUCGUGCGCAACCUGAUCUCCACCUCGGUGCGCCAAGCCCUGGAACAACCUCUCAACUACGCCAGAAAUUACCUCGCGGAUCUUCUCGAGAGUUGCGUGGGGAGGGUUAUAUAUCUAGAUUCGGAUCUAGUCGUGGUAGACGACAUUGCGAAACUGUGGAGCACCAAUUUAGGUUCUAGAACCAUCGGCGCGCCCGAAUACUGUCACGCGAACUUCACUAAGUACUUCACGGCGGGGUUUUGGACGGACGCACGGUUUGCGAGCGCGUUCGCGGGGCGGAGGCCGUGCUACUUCAACUCGGGUGUGAUGGUGAUAGAUCUGGUGCGGUGGCGGAAAUACGGUUACAGUAGAAGGAUAGAGAGGUGGAUGGAGAUCCAGAAGAGCGACCGGAUCUACGAGCUGGGUUCACUGCCGCCGUUUCUGCUAGUGUUCGCGGGACACGUGUCGCCCAUUGAGCACAGGUGGAACCAGCACGGCUUGGGUGGCGAUAACGUGAAGGGGAGUUGCCGGGACCUUCACGCUGGGCCUGUGAGUCUGUUACAUUGGUCCGGUAGUGGCAAGCCCUGGCUCCGAUUGGACUCGAAACAGCCCUGUCCGCUUGACGCACUUUGGGCUCCUUAUGAUUUGUACGGACACUCUCACUGA
Messenger RNA from Sphenostylis stenocarpa, 1086 nucleotides. Lineage: Eukaryota; Viridiplantae; Streptophyta; Magnoliopsida; Fabales; Fabaceae. The record is from the annotation of a GenBank genome assembly.